Molecule: messenger RNA, 2615 nt
Organism: Cuscuta epithymum
Lineage: Eukaryota; Viridiplantae; Streptophyta; Magnoliopsida; Solanales; Convolvulaceae
Source: the annotation of a GenBank genome assembly
CAGCUACAAACCUUUAGGCAUUCUCUACCCUCCAGAGCUUCUCUUCUCCAUCGUCUUUGUGGCUCUGUGCGACAAACCCUUUAGGCCGGCGCUUGGGGUUCUCCUGCGAGAGCUUCUCCGACAAUUGUCUCCAGGCGACGCAACCCUUUGGGUCGGGGCUUGGCUUCUCCAGCGACGGUUUCUCCAACCUUCAUCUCUCGGCUUCAAUUUCAAGUCCAAUACAAAGACCUUAACUGAUUUAGUAAUAAUUUCAAGGGAGGUAUCAUAUACAGGUUUGGGCAUUAGAUUUGACCAAAUCCCAAUGAGCAUUCUGUUGAUGUCCACAUAUAUUCUAUAAUUUUCAUUUGAAUGCCUGGAUUUGUUGCUAACUAACAUUCCUUCCAAAAUCAUAUCACCUGUAGCUCUGUUUCACAUCAUUGCUGUUUUUCUUCUUCUCUUUUCUCCUUUCCGUUACUAUUUGUUUGUGAAUACAUUGAUCCUAGCUGUAAUAUUGACCUUCCAGCCAUCAAUAUCUACAUUUCAGAAAUUCAUUGCUUCAUUUAUGCACCUGCUGAGAGAUGUCACCCUCUGAUAAAUUCAUUCAUUCAGCAUUCUCUCUUAAUUGUCUUUGUUUGUAUCUUUGUAGUAUUUGCUAACCCUUUAUGUAAUUGAGCUCAUCACAUUGAAACUUCAUUCAUACCUCAUGGAGCAAAUUCACUCGAGACCCCCCUUUGGAAAUCCACUUGGUUUUUAUUUUUAUUCCCACCUUUCCACAUUUUUCUUCAUUUUAUUCCAAAAUCUUCUGGCUUCUGUGCUUCCGUCAGAGUUGCUGCACAAACUUAUCUUUCUAGAUAUAUUAGAUGCCGAGGACGAGAGCUGGUGCUGCCUCUUCUGUUUUAAGGGAACCUGAAAAGAUAAUUGAGGCUGAAGAGCAAAUUGACUUUGAUGGAGACAACGAAGACGUAGAGGAAGAGGUUGAAUAUGAAGAAGUGGAAGAAGAGGUGGAAGAAGAGGUAGAAGAAGAUGAGGAAGAAGAGGAGGAGGAAGAAGAAGAGGAGGAAGAGGAUUCUGGUAGACUAAAGCAUACAGACGAUGUGGGACUGGAUGCUGAUCUUGAAGUAGAAGAAAAUAGUAAUGAUAAAAAGCAUGCUGAGCUUCUUGCACUUCCACCUCAUGGGUCAGAAGUAUACUUAGGUGGUAUUAGUCAAGAUGUAUCUGAAGCUGAUGUGAGGCAAUUUUUUGACUCCAUUGGGGAAGUUGUGGAGGUUAGGAUAAUGAAGGGAAAGGAACCUAAUCAGAACAAAGGAUAUGCUUUUGUCACUUUCAGGGAAAAAGAAUUGGCCUCCAAGGCAAUUGAGGAGCUAAAUAAUACUGAAUUCAAGGGAAGAAAGGUAAAGUGCUCUGCAGCUCAAGCAAAAAAUCGUCUUUUCAUUGGUAAUAUUCCUAGACAUUGGGUGGUGGAAGAUCUUAAAAGGGUUGCCAACAAGACCGGGCCUGGUGUUAUUAAUGUGGAAAUGGUGAAGGAUCCGCAGAACUCAAGUCGAAAUCGUGGUUUUGCUUUCAUUGAGUACUAUAAUAAUGCAUGUGCUGAAUAUUCACGACUGAGAAUGUCUGACGCAAAAUUUAAGCUUGAGGAUAAUGCCCCAACCGUGAGCUGGGCUGAUCCAAAAAACACAGAUUCUUCUGCUGCUUCUCAGGUUAAAGCUGUGUAUGUAAAAAACUUGCCCAAACAAAUUACUCAAGAUGAGCUAAAAAGUUUAUUCCAGCAUCAUGGGAAGAUUACUAAAGUUGUUCUACCUCCAGCUAAAGCUGGGCAGGAACAGAGCAGGUAUGGUUUUGUCCACUUCGCUGAAAGAUCUAGUGCCAUGAAAGCGCUGAAGAACACUGAGAAAUAUGAAAUUGAUGGUAAAGUUCUGGACUGCUCACUCGCAAAGCCACAGGCAGAUCAGAGUGGUAGUGGGGGGUCAAUUUCAAAUAGAGGAGUUGCACCUCCAACCUAUCAACCUCGUAUUGGAUAUGGUUUGGGAGGGAGUCCUUAUGGCGCCAUAGGUGUGCGCGGCGCACCUCUCGGUCAGCAAUUACUUUAUGGAAGAGGAGCCACGCCACCUGCUGGUGUGGCAAUGAUGCCAUUGCUUUUGCCUGAUGGAAGGAUCGGAUAUGUCUUGCAACAGCCAGGAGUUAUGCACACUCCUCCACCUGCACCACGAACAAACUUCGGUAGCAGCGGACGGAAUUCAAGUGGAGGUGUAAGGCGGAGUGGCGGCAGUGACAGUGGGCGAGGUCGAGGGCGAGGCCGAUAUAACCCUUACUAGUUCUUGUGGAGUUGUUUGUACUCUGGAAAUGCUUCUUUAAAUUUAUUAGCAAUUUUUAAGGAACAUGUCGACGUGGGCUUCCUCACCUGUAGUGGAAAGUAGGAACCUCUAAUGUUACAUUCUUUCGAUGCUAUGAUUAUUGUAUAAUAUUGGCUGCUAGGCUUGUAAACAUAUACCAACAUUGCGGCAUUAAAUUAUACGGAGUACUAUGUAGUUUUGUCUUCGAAUCUUUUCGAAUUUUAAUUUGGGAGAAUGAUAUAAUAUAUUUCUGAACUACAUGUCAGAAAAUCAAUGUAUUACUAAUCCUCUUUUGAACAAUUAAAU